Scophthalmus maximus (turbot) is the source of this 1710-nucleotide messenger RNA. It is a transcript of the gene map2k1, whose product is annotated as mitogen-activated protein kinase kinase 1. Gene Ontology annotation, molecular function: protein kinase activity; ATP binding. The transcript has 11 exons. The coding region runs from base 176 to 1363 and encodes 395 amino acids. The record is from RefSeq and is a predicted model, not a curated record. Lineage: Eukaryota; Metazoa; Chordata; Actinopteri; Pleuronectiformes; Scophthalmidae. Gene Ontology annotation, biological process: protein phosphorylation.
UGAUGUCCCGGAUCAUUCACAUCCAGCCAUUAAUGAGGAGGACGUCAGUGUCCGUGCGGCUCGUCACAACACUGCUGUCAGCCCCCGGCCUGAGUGUGUCAGUGUGUGACUCUCCUUUCCUCCUCCUCGGGUGUCCAUCCUCUCCGCGGUACUCCCUGUGGUCUCUGUGAUCAAGAUGCAGAAGAGAAGGAAGCCAGAGCCGAUCCAACUCAACCCGAUCCCGGAUGGAAACACCAUCAACGGCACCGGAGCCACAGAAACAAACUUGGAGGCACUGCAGAAGAAACUAGAGGAGCUCGAGUUAGACGAGCAGCAGCGGAAACGCCUGGAGGCCUUUCUGACACAGAAGCAGAAGGUGGGAGAGCUGAAGGACGAUGACUUUGAGAAGAUCUGCGAGCUGGGUGCAGGCAACGGGGGAGUUGUCUUCAAGGUCUCCCACCGACCCUCCGGUCUGAUUAUGGCGAGGAAGCUGAUCCAUCUGGAGAUCAAACCGGCCAUCAGGAACCAGAUCAUCAGGGAGCUGCAGGUGCUCCAUGAGUGCAACUCCCCCUACAUUGUGGGCUUCUACGGAGCUUUCUACAGUGACGGAGAAAUCAGCAUCUGCAUGGAGCACAUGGACGGUGGCUCCCUGGACCAGUCGCUGAAGAAAGCAGGCAAGAUCCCAGAGCAGAUCCUUGGAAAAGUCAGCAUCGCUGUCAUUAAAGGGCUCUCCUACCUGAGGGAGAAACACAAGAUCAUGCACAGAGACGUCAAGCCUUCCAACAUCCUGGUGAAUUCCCGCGGUGAGAUCAAGCUGUGUGACUUCGGAGUGAGCGGACAGCUCAUAGACUCCAUGGCCAACUCCUUUGUGGGCACUCGGUCUUACAUGUCUCCCGAGCGUCUACAGGGCACUCAUUACUCUGUUCAGUCGGACAUCUGGAGUAUGGGUCUGUCCCUGGUUGAAAUGGCCAUUGGACGCUUCCCUAUCCCGCCACCCGAUGCCAGAGAAUUGGAACAGAUUUUUGGCCUCCCGGUGGAUGGGGACUCAGCCUCCAGCGAGUCCUCCCCAAAGCCACGGCCUCCUGGGCGACCAGUCAGCUCAUACGGACCGGACAGCAGACCACCAAUGGCAAUAUUUGAGCUACUUGAUUAUAUAGUCAAUGAGCCUCCACCAAAGCUACCUGGGAUAUUUAGCUCUGAAUUUCAAGACUUUGUGAACAAAUGUUUGAUUAAGAAUCCUGCAGAGAGAGCAGACCUGAAACAGCAGAUGGUGCAUCCUUUCAUCAAGCAGUCGGAGGCAGAGCAGGUCGACUUCGCAGGCUGGUUGUGCAGCACCAUUGGCCUCAACCAGCCCGUGACACCCACCCAUGGUACCACAAUGUGACCUGUUCCGCCAAACCCCAUAACACAUGGUCCUCUUUGGACUGGAAUUGCAAUAUGGGUAAAUUGUAUCUGUUUAUACUGAAUAUUCAAUGGUUUAAAAAGUUGUGCAAUCAACAGUUAUAUAUUUACACCUGAAUGCCAGGUGAAAUUAACUAUGUAUUGAACAUUUCUCUGGGCUGUAUUGCAGGCCAGCCUGAAAAGCCAUCUUUUUCUAAUGAUUCAAGUUAAUCAUGACAAAUGCUGCUCAGCCUAUGUGCUUGAUAUUCCUCUUUACCCCAGUGUCCUUUCAGCAGCAACAGAUCCAUAUCUUUUUGUGAAAUCGUAUUGUGAAAUAAAAAUUUGAAAUGA